AUGAAUGCGCCCACACCUACUACCUCAUCUAAUACUACAACCACUACUGCAAAUAAUAAUGUCACCCCUACAAUAGCAACUGCCCCUCAAGUGCCAUCAUCAACAAAUUUAAAUUAUUAUGAUCCAAGACAUUCAUCCAACUACUAUAAUCCGGCUUCAAAUGCAACCCCUGUGCAGCAAUCGCUUUAUAUGAAUCCCACUAGUUUGCAAAACAAUCAUCCCAAUGACAUGCAUUCGGUCUCUUCCGUAAAUGCUGCUGCUGCUGCUGCCGCUGCCGCUGCCGCUGCUGGAUUGGGGCCAAGUAAUUCAUUACCUCCUUUAUCGCAUUUAUUGCCUACCAACACUGGUAACAAUAGCAGUAGCAAUGCCACUGUUGCUCCUACUGUUGCUGAUCAUGCCAAGAACAGUGAACUGAUGAACAGCACUGCAAACAACGAAGAGAUGGGAUACUUUAGUCCAUCUAAUAAGCAACAAAACGGUGCCAAUUUUGUUCAACCACAUCACUAUUCUACAUCGGCACCAGUAAUAUCACAUCCCCAUCAUGUUUCUUACCGAAAAUCUAUUGAUUAUCAAAGAGCAAGCAUGUAUCCCUCUUCUGCUACCAGUUCUGCUGACAUGUCUCGAAGAAAUUUCAACCAACCGCCAUCAAACCAACCUUCAAAUGGAUAUUACAUGAUGCCAACGCACAAUAUCAGUUCUCAUUACGGACACCAUCCAGCAGCACCUAAUGCUAUAGUGCCCUCAACUGACUUAUCCGCAUAUCCACCUCAUCCGCCUCCAUCUCAUCAUCACGGUAUGUAUCCCUCUGCUGGUAGAUAUCAUGGUCAACUAUAUCAUUUACCAUCUCCUCCUACGUCAGUGAUCGACGGUGUCCUUAUUGCUGACCCAAACCACCAUCAACAUGUUAUCAAUGGUGGUAUUACAAAUAAUAGCCAAAAAGUAUUCUCCUUUGUACCUCUUCCUGGUCUCAACCAAAAGAAAAGACCCAGAAGGAAGUUUCAUGAAGUUGAAAGAUUGUAUCAAUGUAAUUUCCAAGAUUGCACAAAGUCUUAUGGUACUUUAAAUCAUUUAAACGCUCACGUCUCUAUGCAAAGACAUGGCCCAAAAAGACAGCCAUCAGAAUUCAAAGAACUUCGCAAAAUGUGGAGAAAGCAAAAGAGAGACAACAAGCAGCGUACAAACUCAAGAUCUACAACCCAAUCGUUAGAAGACAAUGAACAACAAGGCUUUGAAGAUGAAGAGCAACCGCAACAACAUCACCAAGACAAUAUCAACGCUUCAAUGCAACACGUAGAUAACAGCAUCUUGAGCCAUUCCAUGCCUAUGCUUUCCUCAUCAGCACCUUCGUCAUCAACAAGACAUCAUCAAAUGAUGCACCACGAAUAUAAUCCUUCUAUGCCACCUUAUAUGCAACAUGCUCCACCUCCUCAUCCUUCAUUAAUGUCACAUCCACCACAUCCACCACCUCCACCUCCAUCAGCACAUUGGAUGAACCGUUCUCAUCCAUACCAUCAUGCGGCUGAAUUCAUGCCACCUGGAUAUUAG
Messenger RNA from Mucor velutinosus, 1545 nucleotides. RefSeq lists its product as uncharacterized. The transcript is spliced from 2 exons. Gene Ontology annotation, biological process: regulation of DNA-templated transcription. The coding region runs from base 1 to 1545 and encodes 514 amino acids. The record is from RefSeq and is a predicted model, not a curated record. Lineage: Eukaryota; Fungi; Mucoromycota; Mucoromycetes; Mucorales; Mucoraceae.